AAACACUGAUCGAUAACUAAAUCAGUCCGCUUAAUAUCAUCGAUCAUGUCAUCACUAUUAUUCCAUUUAUACAUACUCCUUGCAAUAUUAGUAUUAUACAAUUUAUACACACUCAUUGCAAUAUUUCUUCUUCCAGUUUCCUCCGACUUCCCCACUCAAACUUUGGGUGCCACACCAUACGAGUAUCUCAUGUUCACACAGCAGUGGCCGAAAGCUGUGAACAAAAAUAGCCGAUUGACCAAAUUUACAAUCCACGGCCUGUGGCCGUCAAAUUUUUCCGGAAAAAAGUUGAUUUGCACCGGAACAAAUUUUAGUAAAAGCAAGAUGCCGCCUGAGCUAGAAGAGGAACUCAAUAUCUCUUGGCCGGAUGUCGAAAGGGGAAGGAAUUGGGGCUUUUGGGAACACGAGUACAAUAAGCACGGUACGUGUUCCGAAGAUAUCUUCGACCAGACCAAAUACUUUGAGCUCGCCAACAAGAUGAGGAAAACAUUGGACAUAGCUCAAAUGCUUAAAAAAAGGAAAAUCGUUCCAGGUAAAAAUUAUACCACAUCUCAAGUUGUGGCUGCCAUUAAGAAAGAAAAUCAGAAUAAAUCACCCUCCAUUCGUUGUAAAGAGCGAAAGGGAUCAGCAGAGUUAUUAUUGGUUGAGGUAGUUGUAUGUUACGACCACGAUGGAAAAGAAGUGAUCGACUGUCCUGACAAUAGGACCUGCGGGUCUCCGAAUCAGUCUAUAUUAUACGUGUAAGUAAAGUAAGAUCACACACAUAUAUGUGUGCAAAUAAUGAAAUAAGAUGGAUAUCCCACAUUUAAAUAUGUACUAUUAUUAAAUAGUGUAAAUUACAUUUUACCCCU
Messenger RNA from Malus domestica (apple), 851 nucleotides. The record is from RefSeq and is a predicted model, not a curated record. Lineage: Eukaryota; Viridiplantae; Streptophyta; Magnoliopsida; Rosales; Rosaceae.